UCUCUCUCUAGGAUCUCUCUCUCUUUAGCUUCUUCAUUCUCGACUCGGAUUUCUACUUCUGCAAACCAAGCUCACAGUCAAUCUCGUGCUUUCAUACCACUCAUCACACCUCGACACGAUUCCCCGUGGAACCUAGCAUCGACAAGCGCUCAACUAGAUAAUUAUACUCAUCCGCCAUGUUGACCGAUUUCCAUGGAGCUAGCUCUGGCGAGAACAUUACUCGCCAACAGGAUGAGCAGGAGCCUCAGCAGCCUUAUAUCCGUGGUAUCCAGGACCAUGCCUUGAUCGGUAACCUCAAGACCGCCGCGCUCAUCUCGCUCGACGGAAGCGUCGAGCAGUGGUGUGUGCCUUACUUUGACUCCCCCUCGAUCUUUGCAAGGAUCGUGGACGCCAAUAAGGGAGGUCACUGGUCUAUCUCUCCUCGAUGGAAGUUUAGGACCAAGCAGCAGUACAUGCCCCAGUCCAACGUGUUGGCCACAAAGUUCCUCAACGAUGACGGUAUUGGGAUGGUCACUGAUUACCUCAUUCCUAGAGAAGCUUGCGAGACCGCGGGUCACUCGGCUCAUCUGACCUGGAUGAUCCGUAAAGUCCACGUUAUCCGUGGCAAAGUUCCCUUCCGCAUGGAAUGUGCCCCGGCUUUCAACUAUUGUCGUGAUAAGCACGAGACUGUGUUCGAAGAGGACUCGACGGUCGCCUCGGAAGCCCGAAACCACACCGAAAAGGUCUCGUUCAAGUCCAAGGACUUGACUAUGGAUCUCCGUUAUUUCGUGGAAUCCGACGACAAAGAGGUGCCUCUUCCCAAAAUCAAGCUCGAAAAGGCCAACCUCGACCGAGGACUCUUAGGGGAAUCGAUCGUCAGCGAGUUUGAUUUGGAAGAGGGACAGACGAUCACCUUUUUGAUGCGGGAAGAGAGCAAGCGCGAGUACGCGAACAAGGAGCAUCAGAAGGUUGCCAACCCGAGCGAGGAGAGGGCGGCCGAGUUGGGCAUCAGUUUGAAGGCACUCGUCAAGGGGGCUUCCUUGUUGCGCCCCGAGGAUGAUCCGAUCAUCACCAAGGAACUCUUGGACAACCUCGAACGCCAAACCUUGAGGUUCUGGCAAAAGUGGAUUGGCAAGAGCAAGUACAAGGGUCGAUGGAGAGAAGACGUCCACCGUUCGGCCUUGACCCUGAAGAUGCUCACCUUCGAGGAGACCGGAGCUGUCGUAGCGGCGCCCACUUUCAGUCUGCCCGAAGCUGUCGGAGGACCUAGGAACUGGGACUACCGGUACACCUGGAUCAGAGACACCUCUUUCGUGCUCUACGCGUUGAUCCGUCUCGGAUUUACUGAAGAAGCCAACGCAUUCAUGGACUUUAUCUUGUGCCGACUGAAAGAACGAAACUCCGAUGGAUCGCUACAAAUCGUGUACACGAUCCAUGGUGGCAAGGACCUCGACGAGGAAGAACUGACCCAUCUCGCCGGUCACAAGGGAUCCACACCCGUCCGAAUCGGAAACGGUGCUGUAGAUCACUUGCAAUUGGACAUCUACGGAGAAUUGAUGGACGCCAUCUACCUGGCACAGAAAAACCGACCGCUCAGCUGGGAAGGCUGGGUUGCUGUCCGACAGGUCAUCGACCAUGUCUGUACUCAGGUCGGAGAGAAAGACCUCAGCAUCUGGGAAGUACGAGGCGAGAAGAAGAAUUUCCUGUACAGCAAGGUUAUGAUGUGGGUCGCGAUCGACCGCGGCCUUCGAUUGGCGGAGAAACGAAACCUUCCCUGUCCCAACCGUGUGAGGUGGUUUGAAGCCCGAGACAACCUCUAUGAAGAGGUUCAGACCAAAGGAUGGAAUGCCGAGAAGAAGUAUUACGGACAGAGCUACGAAGACCUCGACAUCAUGGAUUCGGCCGUCCUGAUCAUGCCUCUCGUCUUCUUUACGAGCGCCGCUGACGAGCGAUUCAAGUCUACUCUCGAUGCCAUCCUGAGGACACCGGAGAAGGGAGGUCUUACCGCCAACAACACCGUCUUCCGUUAUGACACGGAAAAGGCCGACGACGGUAUUGGCGGAGAGGAGGGGGCGUUCUCCAUGUGCACGCUCUGGGCUAUCGAGGCCUUGAGUCGAGUGGGAUCUUUCGGAAACAAGGCCUACCUGCAAAAGGCCGUGGAGAUGUUCGAGGAUUUCCUAGGUUACGGCAACCACGUCGGCCUUUUCAGCGAGGAGAUCAGCCGAGGAGGGGAAGGUUUGGGUAACACACCUCAGGCGUUCAGCCACGUCCAGCUCAUUUCAUGCGCUUACAACCUCGAUCGAUGCCUCGAGGGCAAGUGGUCGGGUUCUUAAACUCCCGCAUAAUUGCGUUUUGUAUCCCAAAGACCUUCCAACAAAAAUCUGUAUCAUGCAUGCUACCAGAGCAUUGCGUAAUUCGUAUUCAUUGGCACUAAAGAUACACUGUACUCGAGGAUAUCGCCGCAGCUCCCUCACGACUCGUAUUAUUAUUAUUGAUACAAUCUUCGGG
Messenger RNA from Filobasidium floriforme, 2487 nucleotides. RefSeq names its product Six-hairpin glycosidase-like protein. Gene Ontology annotation, molecular function: hydrolase activity, hydrolyzing O-glycosyl compounds. Bases 177 to 2312 code for a protein of 711 amino acids. The record is from RefSeq and is a predicted model, not a curated record. Gene Ontology annotation, biological process: carbohydrate metabolic process. NCBI's taxonomy places the organism in Eukaryota, Fungi, Basidiomycota, Tremellomycetes, Filobasidiales, Filobasidiaceae. The transcript has 20 exons.